AUGGGAACGGAAAUCGACGGCGGGUGGCCAGAACUCACCGGGAAGAAUCGCCAGAUCAGAUGUGCCGGCGGCAGAUUUGCGCCACUCGAUCAGGUUCAGGCUUCAGAUGAGUGCCACUGACUCAGAUGAUCAGGUUCAGAUCUCCCAAACCGAACAGCGGGGCGCCGGCCUCCUCCCGCCUGCCAACUCCCGUCCACCCGCUGCCACCACCGUAUCCGCAAACCCCAUCCCCUAUGCUGCGCGCGGGCCUCCCCUCCACGCUCUCAUCCCGCGCCUCGCUCACGAGCUCGUAGUCCGGAGCUGGCACCCGGCGGCCAACGCGCGCCGCGGACGAUGGAGGCCACCGGCCGCGGGCUGUUCCCGAACAAGCCCACUCUUCCCGCGGGGCCAAGAAAGCGUGCCCCGCGCACGUCGGCGCCGCUCCUCCCGUCCGCGCCUCCGCCGCCGUCGCCCUCCUCGCUCCAGCUCGACUCCCUCCUGCUCCACCUCACCGCGGCGCCGGCGCCGGCGCCCGCUCCGCGCCGGUCGCACCCGACCCCGACCCCGCCGCACUCCUUCCUCUCCCCCGCUGCACAGGCCCUCGUGCUUGCCAUCUCCUCGCACCCGCUCCCCACCCUCCCGGCCUUCCUCGCCUCCCGCCGCGACGAGCUCCUCCGCGCGGACAUCCCGUCCCUCCUCAAGGCGCUCGAGCUGUCAGGCCACUGGGAGUGGGCGCUCGCGCUGCUCCGCUGGGCCGGCGCGGAGGGCGCCGCCGACGCUGCCUCGCUCGAGAUGGUGGUCCGCGCGCUGGGGCGCGAGGGCCAGCAUGACGCCGUCUGCGCGCUGCUCGACGAAAUGCCGCUUCCGCCGGGGUCCCGCCUCGAUGUCCGCGCCUAUACCACCGUGCUGCACGCGCUCUCCCGGGCGGGGAGGUACGAGCGCGCGCUCGAGCUUUUCACCGAGCUCCGGCGCCAGGGGGUGGCGCCCACGCUAGUCACCUACAACGUCGUGCUCGACGUGUACGGCCGGAUGGGGCGCUCGUGGCCGCGGAUCGUCGCGCUGCUGGAGGAGAUGCGCGCCGCGGGGGUCGAGCCCGACGACUUCACUGCUAGCACUGUGAUCGCCGCGUGCUGCCGGGACGGACUCGUUGACGAGGCGGUGGCAUUCUUCGAGGACCUCAAAUCCCGUGGUCACACCCCCUGUGUCGUCACGUACAAUGCGCUGCUGCAGGUGUUUGGAAAGGCCGGGAACCACACAGAAGCGCUGCGUGUGCUCAAGGAGAUGGAGCCGAACGGCUGUCAGCCGGAUGCCGUGACAUACAACGAGCUCGCCGGAACAUAUGCCAGGGCUGGGUUCUACGAGGAGGCUGCCAAGUGUCUGGAUACUAUGAUCGGCAAGGGUAUAUUGCCAAACACAUUCACAUAUAAUACCGUGAUGACAGCUUAUGGGAGCAUCGGGAAGGUGGACGAGGCACUUGCUCUAUUCAAACGGAUGAAGAACAGCGGGUGUGUUCCGAAUGUGAACACGUACAAUCUUAUCUUGGGCAUGCUUGGCAAGAAAUCAAGGUUCACCGUGAUGCUGGAGAUGCUUGGGGAAAUGUCGAGAAGCGGAUGCACGCCGGACCGGGUCACAUGGAACACAAUGCUUGCUGUCUGUGGGAAGCGAGGCAUGGAGGAAUAUGUUACCCGGGUUCUUGAGGGGAUGAAGUCUUGUGGGGUUGAGCUGAGCCGAGACACCUACAACACGCUGAUAUCUGCAUAUGGCCGGUGUGGUUCAAGGACCAAUGCUUUCAAGAUGUACGAUGAAAUGACCAGAGCUGGCUACGCCCCCUGCCUCACCACAUACAAUGCAUUGCUGAAUGUGGUAUCGCGACAAGGCGAUUGGCCUACGGCUCAGUCAAUGGUAAGCAAAAUGAGGACCAAGGGGUUCAAGCCGAACGAGCAGUCAUAUUCACUAUUGCUUCAGUGCUAUGCCAAGGGUGGCAAUGUUGCUGGGAUAGAGGCGAUCGAAAAGGAAGUUUAUGAAGGCACUGUUUUCCCAAGCUGGGUUAUCUUGAGGACCCUAGUGAUUGCCAAUUUCAAGUGCCGACGAUUGCAGGGAGUUGAAAAGGCAUUUCGAGAGGUAAAGGCACGGGGUUACAAACCUGACCUUGUCAUAUUCAACUCCAUGCUCUCAAUGUAUGCAAAGAAUGGGAUGUACAGCAAGGCCACCGAGAUGUUCGAUUCCAUCAAGCAGAGCGGGCUGAGCCCUGACCUCAUCACAUACAACAGCUUGAUGGACAUGUAUGCAAAGUGCAAUGAGUCAUGGGAAGCUGAAAAGAUACUGAACCAGCUCAAAAAUUCUCAGUUAAAACCUGACGUAGUUUCUUAUAACACGGUCAUAAACGGAUUCUGCAAGCAAGGGCUGAUCAAAGAAGCUCAGAGGAUCCUCUCCGAGAUGGUUGCUGAUGGCAUGGCUCCCUGCGUCAUAACCUAUCACACACUCGUUGGGGGAUACGCUAGCCUGGAGAUGUUUAGUGAGGCUAGAGAGGUUAUCAGCUACAUGAUUCAGCACAACCUGAGGCCUAUGGAGCUGACCUACAGGAGAGUAGUCGACAGCUACUGCAAAGCCAAACGAUACGAGGAAGUUCGCGAUUUUCUCUCUGAAGUUUUAGAAACUGACCCAAAUUUUGAUAAGAAAGUGCUGCGCACGCUCGCAGCCCGGGUAGAGGAUGCACAGUUUGGAAGGUAGGCUACCUAUGGUAUGGGUGGGCUCUGGUAUGGUUCAUAUUUCGUGCCUUGCAGGCGUCUGGCAGUUGGCAUAUAUGUUCAAGUUUUGAUAGGGGAGAUUACUACGCACCUUGAAGAGAUUACAUCUCACGGACGGCAAUACUACUGCACCUGCAAAUGGUGCCGUAUGAUGUAAAAAUAAUCAUCCCUCUCGUUCUUCGACAGGUGUACAGGGUACCUAUAGCCACAUUCUGAUGUACAUACUUCAGAUUGCAAGAAUUUGAAGCCUGAAGGGCACCUGAUGUACC
This is a messenger RNA of Phragmites australis (common reed), 2995 nucleotides long. RefSeq names its product pentatricopeptide repeat-containing protein 10, chloroplastic. Lineage: Eukaryota; Viridiplantae; Streptophyta; Magnoliopsida; Poales; Poaceae. The record is from RefSeq and is a predicted model, not a curated record. Bases 334 to 2709 code for a protein of 791 amino acids. Gene Ontology annotation, molecular function: protein binding. The transcript has a single exon.